Elgaria multicarinata webbii is the source of this 1211-nucleotide messenger RNA. RefSeq names its product N-acetyllactosaminide beta-1,3-N-acetylglucosaminyltransferase 3-like. Gene Ontology annotation, cellular component: Golgi membrane. Lineage: Eukaryota; Metazoa; Chordata; Lepidosauria; Squamata; Anguidae. Gene Ontology annotation, molecular function: UDP-glycosyltransferase activity; hexosyltransferase activity. The transcript is spliced from 2 exons. The record is from RefSeq and is a predicted model, not a curated record. Bases 1 to 996 code for a protein of 331 amino acids.
AUGCGAAGGGGCCAGCAGAUCUGGGUAGUGCUGGGGGGCAUCAUUGUCCUCAGCCUGUUCACCAGCCUCACCAGUCGGCUGACCCAGCAGCCGGGCAUCUGGACCUCCGACCGCUACCUCCGGCCCCUUGACAGCAACAUCACCACCCUGACCGACGGCACCUUCACCUUCCGCCUCGACCGGAGCGCCUACGAUGCCGCCUUCCCCCACCUGCAGCGCUACACCUGCCGAGAAGAGAUCGCCCCGGAGGGCUUGUGCCAGGGCCCCGCCGGCGCACCGCUGCUCCUCCUGGCGGUCAAGUCCCACCCGGCCUCAGGCGGCAGGAGGGCCGCCCUGCGCCGCACCUGGGCCCGGCCCAGAGAAAUGGGGGGCUUUCGGCUGCGGCCCGUCUUCCUGAUGGCCACGGCCUCCGACCACAGACACGCCAGGCUGGUGCAGCUGGAGAGCGACACCUUCGGGGACGUCCUGAUGUGGGACUUCGUGGAGUCCCAUCACAACCUUUCCCUCAAGGAACGCUGCUUCCUCCAGUGGCUCCACAGACACUGCCCGCAAGCGGCCUAUGUCUUCAAAGGAGACGACGACCUCUUUGUGAACCUGAAGGCCUUGACCGUGUACCUGAGCCAGACGCCCAACGCCUCCUGCUUCAUCCAUGGCAACAUCCAGAACCAUUCCACCGUGAUGAGGAGGGGGAAGUACGCCGUCCCUCAGACCCUCUACUCUAUGGGGCACUACCCCAACUUCGCCUCCGGAGGGGGCUUCAUCAUGCCCGGUGCCUCCGUCGCGGCCCUCUACGCAGCGUCCCUGCGGCUCCCCGUCUUCCCCCUUGACGACGUGUAUUUGGGGUUCCUGACUCUGGCGGCUGGGCUCCCCCAUCAGCACGACAGCCGCUUCCGCGUCUGGGGGAUUCCUGAAGACAAACUCCAGGUGUACCGAGGGUCCUUGACUGUCCACGGGGUCUCCAUGGAGAGGAUGGAGCAAGUGUGGCAGGCGUUGUGAGGCCUCCACCCCCAGGGCCACACCUGAGCAGAACGUGAGCCCUCUGCGGGCGGAGGGCAAGCUGGCCUGGAGACACCCCACCACCUGGCCACAGCCCAAGGAGCGGGCCAACAUAGCGUGGCCAUGUGUUUGGCUUGACAGAGGACCGUCCAUCCUUUGGAGGGCUGUCGCAGGACCGACCCCCUCUUUGAAGCAGUUCCCUGCUGGAAGGGCUG